Cicer arietinum (chickpea) is the source of this 2515-nucleotide messenger RNA. RefSeq names its product protein tesmin/TSO1-like CXC 5. Gene Ontology annotation, cellular component: nucleus. The record is from RefSeq and is a predicted model, not a curated record. Lineage: Eukaryota; Viridiplantae; Streptophyta; Magnoliopsida; Fabales; Fabaceae. Gene Ontology annotation, biological process: regulation of DNA-templated transcription.
GAGUGAGUGUUUCUGUGUGUGUGUUCUUCUUCUUCUUGCAACCCUUUCUUUUUUUUUUCUUCUUCUUCAAACAAAUCGCUCUUUUUUUUUGUUUGUAUUAACAUUCUCUCUCUAAAACACUUCGCACAAUUUCGUUCUCUUUCUCUCUCUAGAAAUUUCGUCAUUGCAAGACAAAUUUCGGAUCCGAUAAAUAAUUAAGUUUUUGAAAAAUUUCUCAACCUCUGAAAUUUCAUAACUCCGUAAUUUCGAAAUUUUAAUUUGAGCUGUUAAAUUAAAUCUGUUGCGGUGUUUUUAGGUUAUUGAAGCUUGAUGAAUUUAAUUCGAGCUGAUUAUGAAGUUUUGAAUUUAUUUUGAAAAUUUUGAAAUCGGUUUUUGAAUUUUGAAAUUUUUUGAAAUUUUGCGUUUCGAUUUUGGUUUAAUGGCGGAAGGUGAAGGUGGAGAUUGUGGUAUGAAGAAUGUACCGUCUCCGGCGGCGUUGGAAUUUGUUGUUUCUGCUUCGCCGACGGCGGCUACGACGGCGUGGUUGGAUGCUCCAGCGAAGAAGCUUGCGAGGCAGCUUGAUUUUAAUGCUAUGAUGGAACAGUCGAAGCCGCAGCUUCAGACGCCGAGUUUGAUGUUGCAGAAACAGGUGUCUGGUUCGCCUUUGCCACAUCAGACACUUCAUGGUUCUGUCAGGGUUGGGAAACCAGAAUCUCCCAAACCAAGAUCAAGACCUAACUUUGACAUGAAAGAAGGUACACCAAAGAAGCAAAAGCAGUGCAAUUGUAAACACUCUAAAUGCUUAAAAUUAUACUGUGAAUGUUUUGCGUCGGGAAUAUAUUGUGAUGGUUGCAACUGUGUAAAUUGUUUCAACAAUGUUGAUAAUGAAGCUGCUAGGCGAGAGGCUGUUGAAGCUACUUUAGAGCGCAAUCCAAAUGCAUUUAGGCCCAAAAUUGCGAGCAGCCCUCAAGGAACACGUGCUAGCAGUGAGGAGGCUGGGGAAGGUGUAAUAUUAGUAAAACAUAACAAGGGUUGCCAUUGUAAAAAAUCUGGCUGCCUUAAGAAGUACUGUGAAUGCUUCCAAGCCAACAUUCUCUGUUCUGAGAAUUGUAAAUGCAUGGACUGCAAGAACUUUGAGGGAAGUGAAGAGAGACAGGCUUUGUUUCAUGUAGAUCAAAAUCAAAAUCAAAAUCAAAAUAACCACACGUAUAUUCAGCAAGCGGCAAAUGCUGCCAUAACUGGAGCUAUUGGUUCGUACGGCUUUUCAUCACCACCAGUAUCAAAGAAAAGAAAAGGUCAGGAACUCUUCUUGUGGCCUACAGCUAAGGACCCAUCAAUAAGCAAGUCGGGCCAACAGGUAAACCAUGUCAAAGCCCCAGCACCCUCUUCAGCAUUGUCACCUGCCUCAAGUGCUCGUGUUGGCAAUGCAACAUUAGGUCAUAGUCCAUCAAAAUUAAAGUACAGGUCUCUUCUAGCAGACGUUAUACAACCACACCACCUCAAGGAGCUUUGUUCCGUUCUAGUGCUAGUAUCUGGACAAGCUGCAAAAACACGUGCAGACCAGAAAAAUUUAAUGGAAAAGCAUACAGAAGAUCAGACGGAAACUUCCCUUGCUUCUUCAACUGAAGGACAAUUACCAACUCAAAAGGAAGUUGAUGUUGAGAAGGCUAUGGCUGAUGAUUGCUCAAGUGCAAAUCAAAUAGAUAAAAUCAGCCCAGGUAAUUCCUGUUCAGAUGGUGCUGAUGUCCCGAAAGGGAGGCCAAUGUCUCCUGGGACUUUAGCCCUGAUGUGCGAUGAGCAAGAUACAAUGUUCAUGACAGCUGCCUCUCCCAUUGGGCCAACGACUCGUGUUUGCAAUACAUCUUCGCAAUUUCCUUGUGGACAAGGAGUGACAGAGGUCUAUGCUGAGCAAGAAAGAGCUGUAUUAACGCAGUUUAGAGAUUUCCUCAAUAGGGUUAUCACUAUGGGAGAAAUAAAUGAGACAAAGUGUUCUUCUUUGGCUAGAAGUGAAUUAGAGAAUCAAAAGGACCCAAUCAACAAUGAAAUUGGAAAUGCCAGUACUGAUAUAGUACAUCAGCAAGAAGCCACUAACAAUGGUGAUACCAAAAAUAUAGAUCCAUCUAUGCCCACAACUUCAACACCUGUGAUACCUAAUGAUAUUGUAGCUGAAAAUGGAGAAAAAAUUAAUCUGAAGAUGGAAAAAGAGAUAUUAAAGGAUUCUUACUUAGAAGAAUAUGAAGAGAGACAUAAAUGAGAUUAUAGGGUUGAUAGAACUUCUCUGUAAUGUAAUUAAAGAGAUUUGUCAUUAGUCAUUUUCUACCUCCAUCCUCUGUAAAGGUCUGGUAAGUAUCCAGACCCCACCAUUUUAGUACAUGGAGGAUCAAUUUUUUUCUUUCAUCAAUUUUCUUAUUCUACUUUAGCCAUUCAUAAAUAUUAUAAAUUAAUUUUGUCAGCUACAAUAUGCUGAGUUUUUUUUUUUUUUUUUUGGCUUGUAGAUUGUUGAGUUGUAAUUUCAUAAAUCAUAUCGUUUAGAUAA